Hyalella azteca is the source of this 1688-nucleotide messenger RNA. RefSeq lists its product as uncharacterized. Bases 77 to 721 code for a protein of 214 amino acids. The transcript is spliced from 4 exons. The record is from RefSeq and is a predicted model, not a curated record. Lineage: Eukaryota; Metazoa; Arthropoda; Malacostraca; Amphipoda; Hyalellidae.
UAGGAAUGUCGUGUUGAAAAUCUUCAUAAGCAAUACGAGUACAGUCUAAAUUAGUAAAACUUAUACAUCGACCAGGAUGGCAAAGAAGAAAUGUUUCACCGUUUCUAUCCUGGUUACAUUCGCCUGGAUGGCAGUCGCCGCAGCCAGCAGCAUUGACCCAUCGACAAGCAAGGUGUGUCGCAGCGCUCAGCGCGCCCAGGAGCUUAUAGAGGCGUACGCUAAGAACUGGACAUUACAAAAACUGAACUUGAAAUGGACGGACUCCUGGAACGAGUACGGCAACUAUCCACUGCGCGAUCGCUUACGUUACCUACAGCGCUUCACGUGGUAUCCCUCAAGACGCAUCAGUAAGUCUUCCCUCGUACAAGCCUUUGAAUUGGCCCUCGGAUACGAAACCGCCCUCACGAACCUUCAGCUCGACGCACAUCUUCACGCUAAGCCCGCCGACGACGAUGCUCAACACCUGAAAAACCUUGAACAAAUUGAGAAAAUGUUGAUAAGUUUAGCGAAUUCAAUUAAGGGUCAUAAAUUGAUAAGAAAAUGCUCACGUGAUCUGAAUUUUUCGUCACAAUCAGCGUCGAAUUUCUGGGACUACGUCCCUGUAGAUACGCCCUAUGCGCAAGAUGUAAAAGCCUUCAUCACUUUUCAUGAAAUUGUUGCUGGUUUGGACGAGUUUCAAAAUAUUUUCAGCUGCGCCAAGAUCAGGCGAAAUCUUAGCUAAUGAUGAAUGAUCCGUUGGGAAAAACAUUAAAAAAAGGCGUUAGUGGUCAUUGCACGCUAAUCCAUCUUUAGACUAGCGUAAAUAUUAUUUGUUCGUAAAUAACAUUUUUCAAUAUACUGACAUGCAUGUGAAUAUUUAUAACCGUGAUCAUUAUAUCAGAAAACAUAUAAAGUAUCAGAAUAUCACUUCAGUAACCAUUGCGUUAACCUUCACCAAUACACCCUUGAUUUCAAAUGAUCGUUAUAAUAAAACGUAUAGACGAGAAUAAGCUUGCUUGGCACCUUCUCCAUACCCGCUUUGGUUUGUCUGGAGUCUCUGGACUGGCCGAGUCGGUAGUCAAGUCUCGACCGCCGUGGAGACUGCAGCUGCAGGCCUGACAGUCCUCGGGUGACUGUCCAGGGACUGCAGGUGCAGAGUGAAAGCGUUACAAUUUGAUCAAAUGUUAGUCAAGGAAAACUGUCUAAUUAUGGGGUAUUGACUGUGAGUAAAACGCACAUUGUGACAAUCUUCAAAGUAAAAAGGUAUCGAAAACUAUUUAAAUACACUGUGCCACCAUUAGUAUAAUAAUAUCUAUUGAAAAAUUGAAUCCCUUACUGACAAAAUCGAUCUUGAGAAUAGCAGGUUAGCAUUUUCAAACGUGAGCCCUCGCAACAAAUUUUCAUUUGGGUUAUAAUUGGAGUCAUAAAUUUGAAACUCGUAUAAGAAUUGCCACUUUCCCUUUCUUGUUUUGCGGUCAGCGAUGUAAUGAUGACUAAGGUGACGUCCAAUAAACAUGAUACGAGUUGCUGUAGUAACAUAGCAUUUCCAAAUGUAUGUGUGGCAUCCGAUCUACAUUCAAUGGUGCACGUUUGGUCGGUCAUAGAUAAAAGAAAAUAUCGGUAGGAAAUUUUUAAUAGCUUCCUGAAUGCAUUUACAAUUGAUGAGUUUUCUAAUGUCAUAAGGAAUUCAUUAUCCGAUUAAUUAUUCA